This is a messenger RNA of Balaenoptera ricei (Rice's whale), 573 nucleotides long. It is a transcript of the gene CSTA, whose product is annotated as cystatin A. Gene Ontology annotation, cellular component: cytosol. The coding region runs from base 194 to 490 and encodes 98 amino acids. The transcript has 3 exons. Gene Ontology annotation, molecular function: cysteine-type endopeptidase inhibitor activity. The record is from RefSeq and is a predicted model, not a curated record. NCBI's taxonomy places the organism in Eukaryota, Metazoa, Chordata, Mammalia, Artiodactyla, Balaenopteridae.
AAGACUUACUUCAAGACAUACUCCCUUUAUCCCUUCAAGACGUAUUUUCCCUUUGCCUUUUGUUAUUUGAGGAAAAGAAAACAUUCUGCAGGUGGAGCUUGUGAACAACACCUUCUUUAAAACCCAGAGCCUCCAUCCUUACCUGACCAUUUCAGCACCAGCAUCCUGCCGAGAAAAGACGCAAUUAGCCAAAAUGAUAGCUGGAGGCUUAACUGAAACCUCACCUGCCACUCCAGAAAUCCAGGAGAUUGCUAACACGGUUAAACCACAGCUUGAAGAAAAAACAAAUGAGACUUAUGAAAAAUUUGAAGCUGUGGAAUAUAAAACUCAAGUGGUUUCUGGAACGAAUUACUACAUUAAGAUACGAGUAGGUAAUGAUUGUUAUACUCACAUAAAAGUAUUCAAAAACCUUCCUCACCAAAAUCAGCCUUUGACACUUCUUGGCUACCAGGCUGACAAAAGCAAGGACGACGAGCUCAUGGGCUUCUAGCGGCAUGUUCUGAAAGCAGUCGAUUCUUUCCACUGAUUCCUGAUUAAUGGCCCCUGCUAAUAAAUGUAACUAUCAAUAAAGAA